Molecule: messenger RNA, 1039 nt
Organism: Racocetra persica
Lineage: Eukaryota; Fungi; Glomeromycota; Glomeromycetes; Diversisporales; Gigasporaceae
Source: the annotation of a GenBank genome assembly
AUGACUCCUUCUUCAAAUAAUACUUCUUCGACUAAUGUUAUUGAUCCAAGUUCCAGUGAAAAAUAUGUUAAAGCAAUGAUAAUUACAGGUCCUGUCUGUAGUGCACAAGGUUUUUUGAUCAAUUUUGGCGACGUUGCUUCAGGGCUUUGGACACUUGUAUUAUGUUUAUAUAUACUUAUGCUCACUUUUCGUUAUAUGUGUACAAGUUUGGUAAUCUUAAGCAUGGUUAUAAUAUGGCCUUUUAAUUUAACGAUUUCCCUUUGGGGUUUGGUCAUUCAAACUCCAAAUUCUCCUUUCUAUGAUGCAAAUAAUGGUUCAUGGUGUUGGAUUUCUAAUAAUUAUAAAAAUUACAGAGUUGGCUUUAAUUAUGGCAUUACUUUGUCAAUUACUAUUGCGGUGAUCAUUCUGACUGCAAUUUUGUACUGUAGACAACGAACGAUAAGUUCUAGAUUUACUAGUAAGAGUUUAAUGUGGUAUCCACUAAUUUACAUCGUUCUUGCACCUCCAUUGACUAUUUAUCGAUUUGCUGCUAUAGCUGGUUAUGAUUUACCUUUUGAAUAUGAUGUACCAACAAUAUCUACACCACGUAAUCUUCAACGUCGUCCUACUCCAAUAUACGGAAUACAACGGCCAUUAAGUCCUUAUAGUCCUACAAAUUCGAAUAUAAUGUUACUUAGUUCUCCUUCUCCUACCACGACUACAUUUUCCAUACAAUUCUCUCCUCCAAUAUCCCCUGCCACACCUACUUUUCCCACUCCACUAUCUCCAUCAUUUAUUAAUUCACCUACCAGAGUUUCACAGUCACCUCCAUAUAGGACAAUGUAUAAUCCUCCUACAAGAUAUUCUCUCUCAAAUACAUAUGAAUCAUCAUCAUCAUCCACUAGAUAUUCCUAUCCUGAAAGAAAUGAUUCAUUAAUACCGUCUAUUACAGUAAAAAAAUCAACUUCUAAACAUGUUAAUUCACUUGAAUUAGAAAAAAGUGAUCAAAAAACUUCAUCUUCAAAACAUAAACUUAAUAAACCUCGACCAUCCACAUUUG